CUCCCGCCUUGCCAAUGUACUUGCAGGGUAGGCAGCGUGUGUAGCGGCUUGUAGAGUGGCAGGUGGUGCUUUGUGGACGAAGCAUGAGCUUCCUCGAAAUCCGGACUUCUUGCAUGGCGUGGGCAACGGUGGGGUAAUUAGGCCGAAGGCGCCCAAAUUUGUGAAAAGAGCCCCUCGCAGGGAAAACUCAUCAAGUGGGUAUUAAGGCAAUCGGUGGAGAUGCCUUGAGGCAUGAUAUUGUGUGGAGACAAGUUGGCUGUUGUUGGAGUGUGAACGCGAGUGGGAGAGAACAGGUGCUUGUGGGUUGCAUUCUCUUGAGCGAUUAGGUUUUUCGGCCGGAUUUUGUGGCGAAGGUGAAAUAGUGGCAUGGGAAGGGGAUGGAGAUGAUGCAAUCGGGUCUACGGAGAGGCGGACACGUAGAGUGUCGGGACAGAUUCUGGCCUUGAGAUCCUAUGAGGGAUGUCGCGGCGCCAGCAGUUCUGUUGAGUGGAUUUUUUUUACCGUUCUGUCUCAGGAAGUAGCUAGGGAUCAGAGAUUUAGAACUCAGGGUUGCAGGAUUGGUGUGUCGGAAUAGGGUCUCUGUUGGGUUGGACGUAGAGUUCACGGUGUUCUCAGCAGUGCGCAGGUCUCCUGGGGAUAAUCAGAAGGUUCAAGAGAAGAUCACCAGAGACCCUCAAUUUAUUUUUGGUUGGUGUUUCCGUUGACAACAUUAGAGCUCUUGUCUGUUAGUGACACCAAGGGAAGGAAGAAUCGAAUCGGAAUUGAAGGCUCUGUGAAAAGAGGGAAUUGUUUUGGCGAGUGGCUGGUUUAUCAACCCCUUCUCUGGUGGCGAGAAGGUGAAAUUGGAAAUUAUUUUUAUUAAUACAUUAUGGAAUAUCUUUUGGAAUCAUUGAAGCGAUAUAUAUUCAUGGUUUGGAGCUAUUUCCAUGGUCUUUUCAUGCAAAGAUCUUCAAGAACAAUGGAACAAUAUGAAAAAAAUUUAAAUAUGGAAGGUAUUUGUGGAGAUACUUGGAAAGGUUCUAAAGUCUAUGUUGAAGCAUUCAAGGUUUUAUUGAAGAAAAAUAACUUGUUGAACAGAAAUCAAUGUGCUAAUUUGUUUAAGAAAAUUGAACAUGUUACGAUGGUUUUUGACCACCUAAUGACUUGCACUAAUGAUGGAUUGGAAUUUGGACCUUUAUUGAGUGAGUUAUUUUUUGUUUUAAAUAAAUCUUAUUUUCUAGUAGAAAAUUGUGGAAAAGAAAAUUGGUGCAAAGAAGCUAUCUUCCAAUUAAAUAACAAAGACACUUUUAGAGAACUACUUUUGGAUUUAAAAUGUUGUUGUGAUAUAGCAAGUGAUGUUUUGAACCAUUAUCCCAACAAAGUUGAAAAGAAUACUUUUGCAACUUUUAAUGUUGCAACACAUGAUGAAGUGGAAGAGGAUGUUGAGUUUUUAUGGAAGAAAUUGAUUCAUGAAAUUGGAAAAGAAGAUUUUGAAUAUUAUGGAUUAGCAAAGCAUCUAUUACAAAGAUUUGAAGACUUGCUUUGCAUAGAAGGUGGAGAGUUGGAUAAUUUGAAAUUUUUGUCAGACAUGAAGAGUCUUACAAUUACAAAAUGCAUAAAUAAAGGAAAUUGUGGUGAAGUUUAUGAAUCAAAGUGGUUGGAACUUGUGUGUGCAACUAAAAAGAUGGAUGUUAAACUUGAUAAAAUUUUCAUCAAAGAAGUGAGCAUUCUAGGAAGUUUGAGCCAUCCUAACUUGAUAACAUAUUAUUUUGCAAUGAAAGGUAGUGCCAAUGGAAGCAUUGAGUCUAUUGUAACAAAAGACAAAAAAGAAUAUUUGUAUAUUGGAAUGGAGUUGAUGCAAAACAAUUUGAGCAAUAUGUUGGAAGAAGAAAAAGAAGUAUCUUAUAUUUUUCUUAUUGACAUUAUGCAUCAAAUUGCAAAAGGGAUGUGUUACUUACAUGACAUGCAUAUUGCACAUCGAGAUCUAAAACCUGAGAAUAUUUUGGUUGACAUUGUGGAGACGAAGAUUAUGAAUAAGAUUGUUCGACAUGCUAUUGUAAAAGUGAUUGACUUUGGAAUGUCCAAGAUUGAAGUUGGAAGAAAUCCAAAAGCCACAAAGAAUAAUUAUAUUUAUGGUAGUCUCAAAUAUAUGGCUCCAGAGGUAUUGAGAAAUAAAUUUCAAAAAAUAGAAAUAUGUCAUUUUGAAGUUGAUGUUUAUUCAUUUGCAAUGAUAUGUUCUAAGAUUCUUUCAAAAAAAGAUCCAUUUCAUGAUAUUUGUGAGAUGAAAGAGAUAUUAGAAUGAAUUAAAAAAGGUGAAAGACCAAACUUACCUUCAAAUUGUGAUGACUUGAUUGAGCUUAUCCAAGAAUGUUGGAGGUUGAAUUCUUUGCAUCGACCAAAGUUUGCAAAUAUUUGUGAAAGAUUGGAGUUAUUAAAGAAAAAGUAUUUAGCUGGAAUUGGUGUAGCAGAUGCUCCAAAGUUUGGAGCAUCAAAAAACAACUAUCAUCAAAAUAUAGAAUUUCAACAAAUACAUAUUGGAUUGCCAUUGGUUGAUAUAUUUGAGGAAGAAAUUGUUGGUAGAGCACAAUAUUUAUUACAAAUAAAACAACUAUGUGCAAAUGAAGUGAAGGCAUUGUAUCUUGUUGGAAUGGGCGGAAUAGGCAAGACCACAAUAGCUAAGGCUAUAUUAACUAGUGUAAAAGACAUGUAUAAUGCCUCAUGCUUUGUUGAGUGCAUUGAAAGUGGUGGUGAUUGCUAUACAACUUCUUGCAAUAUUUUGGAACAAUUUAAAGUCAAAUCAAAACCAAAGGAUAUAAAAGAAGCUCAAAAAAUGUUGAAAUCAUUCUUAGAAGAGAACAAAACUAUCUUGGUCUUUGAUGAUGUGAAGAAUCAAAAUCAAAUUGAAGAUGUUGUGCCUAUGGAUGACAUAUUUGCUAACAAUGGUAGUACAUUGAUUGCAACAACUCGAGAUUCAAAAGCAAUGAAGCAUUGUGGUAAAGAAGUUUAUAAAAUGAAUGUUGAAGAACUUGAUGAAGGAGCAAGUAUGAAGUUGUUUAUUACAUAUUCUUGUGGCCAAGAAAAUCUCCCCAAUGAACUUAACGAGAUUGCCAAAAAAAUUGUAAGAGCUUGCAAUGGCCUACCAUUGAGUUUGAAAGUUAUGGGAGCAUUUUUAAAAGAGAAUAAGAGAUUAAGAUGUUGGGAGCGAGCUUUACAAAAGUUAAAAAAGGGAAGAGAGUUGGAUGGAGAUGAAGACAAUAGUAACUACAAGAUUUGGAAGAUAUUAAGAGUGAGCUUUGAGAAUUUGAAAGUUAAAGAAAAGAAUAUGUUUUUGGACAUAUGUUGUUUUUUUUGUAGUGACAUGUGUCCACAAGGCAUGUCAAAAGAAAGAGCAUUGCGAAUAUGGACCAAUAGUCAAAAAAACAUCUUUGAACAAGAUGUAGAACUUAUGUUAGAUACAUUGAUUAACCAAUCAUUGGUUAAAGUAGACAAAGAUGGAAUUAUAAGAGUUCAUGAUCAACUACAAGACAUGGGUAAAAGUAUUGUUGAAAAGAAGAUGGAGUAUAAAUACACAAGAAUAUGGAAUUUAAAUGUAGAUCCAUUUCAUAGAUCAGCAAACAAGUUAGAAGGAUUAUUUUACAAUAAUAUAAAAAAUAAUAAUAUAAAUAAAAUAAGAAGUGCUUCUUUUUCAUCACUUCGAUUUUUGAGUUAUAAUGUUGGUGUUUCUACUUCCAAAAUUGUUGUAAAGAUAUUGAGCAUUUUCUUUGUAUUGAUAAAGUAUUCUCUUAGUUUAAAAUAUUUUUUACUAGAUAUGUCAGGGGAAUACGAAUUAAAUGAAGAAUUAGUACAUCAAGCAUUACAAAUUACAUAUGACAAAGAGAUUUGAACUAAACUUGAAAGUUUAAAUGUCUUUCAAUUAAGAAAUUAUUCUUUUGUAGAGAAAUUUCCAAAUUCAUUUUUUAAAAUUUCUACAUUAUUGGAACUUGACUUAGAAGGAUGCUCAAACUUAAUCAUGCUACCAAAUGAAAUAGAGUAUACGACUUCUUUGAAGAUACUUAAUUUAAAAUAUUAUAGAAGUUUAAGGUUAUUACCAACAUCAAUAAGAAGUCUUCAUGCUUUGAAAAACCUUAAUGUAGAAGGGUGCUCAAGCUUGACAUCAUUGCCAAAUGAAUUGGGCAACCUCACAUCUUUGACUACCUUGAAUAUAAGUGAUUGCUCAAGCUUGACAUCAUUGCCAAAUGAAUUGGGCAACCUCACAUCUUUGA
This is a messenger RNA of Physcomitrium patens, 4241 nucleotides long. The record is from RefSeq and is a predicted model, not a curated record. Lineage: Eukaryota; Viridiplantae; Streptophyta; Bryopsida; Funariales; Funariaceae.